Populus euphratica (Euphrates poplar) is the source of this 1842-nucleotide messenger RNA. RefSeq names its product probable mediator of RNA polymerase II transcription subunit 37c. The record is from RefSeq and is a predicted model, not a curated record. Gene Ontology annotation, molecular function: ATP binding; ATP-dependent protein folding chaperone. The coding region runs from base 92 to 1639 and encodes 515 amino acids. NCBI's taxonomy places the organism in Eukaryota, Viridiplantae, Streptophyta, Magnoliopsida, Malpighiales, Salicaceae. The transcript has 3 exons.
CGUAACCUAAUACUUUAAAUAUCUCUAGUUACACAAGCCCUAUUCUUUUUAUUCUAAUUUCUUAGCCGCUUUACCUUUAGAUCUAAUCAUAAUGGCCGGUAAAGGAGAAGGACCGGCUAUCGGUAUUGAUCUAGGCACCACCUACUCAUGUGUCGGUGUGUGGCAACAUGAUAGAGUGGAAAUCAUAGCCAACGAUCAAGGGAACAGAACGACGCCGUCUUAUGUUGCCUUUACCGACACCGAGCGUUUGAUCGGCGAUGCUGCUAAGAACCAGGUCGCCAUGAACCCAAUCAACACCGUUUUUGAUGCUAAACGUUUGAUUGGUAGGAGAUUUAGUGAUGCUUCGGUCCAGGGUGAUAUUAAGCACUGGCCCUUCAAGGUUACUCCUGGUGCUGGCGACAAGCCCAUGAUUUCAGUAAACUAUAAAGGUGAAGAGAAACAAUUUUCCGCUGAAGAAAUUUCUUCAAUGGUUCUUAUCAAGAUGCGUGAGAUCGCUGAAGCUUACCUUGGCACCACUAUCAAGAAUGCUGUGGUCACAGUCCCUGCUUACUUCAACGACUCUCAAAGGCAGGCUACUAAGGAUGCUGGUGUUAUUGCUGGUCUGAAUGUGAUGCGUAUUAUCAACGAGCCCACCGCUGCUGCCAUUGCUUAUGGUCUUGAUAAGAAGGCGACCAGCGUGGGUGAGAAGAACGUGUUGAUUUUUGAUUUGGGUGUCCUUGUUGGUGGUUCCACUAGGAUUCCCAAGGUGCAGCAGCUUUUGCAAGACUUCUUCAAUGGGAAAGAGCUCUGCAAGAGCAUCAACCCCGACGAGGCUGUUGCUUAUGGUGCUUCUGUUCAGGCUGCUAUCUUGAGUGGCGAAGGGAAUGAGAAGGUGCAGGAUCUGCUUCUUCUUGAUGUUACUCCUUUGUCGCUUGGACUGGAAACUGCUGGAGGUGUCAUGACUGUCUUGAUCCCAAGAAACACCACCAUUCCCACCAAGAAGGAGCAAGUUUUCUCUACUUACUCUGACAAUCAACCUGGUGUGCUCAUCCAAGUUUAUGAGGGUGAGAGGACAAGAACGAGGGACAACAACUUGCUUGGUAAAUUCGAGCUCUCUGGCAUUCCUCCUGCACCCAGGGGUGUUCCUCAGAUCACUGUCUGCUUUGAUAUUGAUGCAAACGGUAUCUUGAAUGUGUCGGCUGAGGACAAGACCACAGGACAGAAGAAUAAGAUUACAAUCACAAAUGAUAAGGGUAGGUUGUCAAAGGAAGACAUUGAGAAGAUGGUCCAGGAGGCCGAGAAGUACAAGUCAGAAGAUGAGGAGCACAAGAAGAAGGUUGAGUCCAAGAACUCUUUGGAGAACUAUGCCUACAACAUGAGGAACACUGUUAAGGAUGAGAAGAUCAGCUCCAAGCUGGGUGCAGAUGACAAGAAGAAAAUUGAGGAUGCGAUUGACCAGGCUAUCCAGUGGCUAGACAGCAACCAGCUUGCAGAAGCAGAUGAGUUUGAGGACAAGAUGAAGGAACUUGAGAGCAUCUGCAAUCCUAUCAUUGCUAAGAUGUAUCAAGGUGCUGGAGCUGAUAUGGGUGGUGGCAUGGAAGAAGAUGCUCCUCCAGCUGGCAGCGGCGGUGCAGGUCCUAAGAUUGAGGAAGUUGAUUAAGUUGGCUGAUGGCCUAUGCGGAUCCCUGUUUGUUUUCUGGGAUGUUUAUCUUUUUACUUUCCAUAGCUAUUUAGGUUUAUGAUUUUGUCGUCCUCUUGAGAAUGGCAUUUCCGGAAGUUUAUUACAUCUUUUGACUUUUUGUUGCUCUAUUGAAACAGCAAAUAGCAAUUGAAAUUCUGGGGAUUUUACUUUGUGGCGAUUUA